Messenger RNA from Salvia hispanica, 4708 nucleotides. Its product is annotated as pleiotropic drug resistance protein 2-like. The record is from RefSeq and is a predicted model, not a curated record. Gene Ontology annotation, molecular function: ATP hydrolysis activity; ABC-type transporter activity; ATP binding. Gene Ontology annotation, cellular component: membrane. NCBI's taxonomy places the organism in Eukaryota, Viridiplantae, Streptophyta, Magnoliopsida, Lamiales, Lamiaceae.
UGAAUAUCCCUAAUUGACUUCUCCUUCCUCCAAUCUUCAAAUUUAUCGGCGGAGUGCAGCCUGAGCUCAAGCUAUCUGGGCAGGGGCGGAGACCGAGCGGAGGAUGGCCGUGAGCGGGAAUAUUCCGGGUCCACCGCCGGCCAAGCCCCCGCCCUAUGUAGUUCUGCCGCUGCUUCAUAGGGUUAUACAAAAUGACAUAAAGAAUUGUUACAUAUCUCAUGUAAGCAUCAUACAUACUCAUAUAAGAGAGCACUGUAGCAGGCUUGAAAUGGCGGCUGCAGUGGCACGAGACGAGUUGACACGGUCCAUGAGCCGUAAGGCGAGUUUUGCAUCGUCCAGUACUAAAGGCUGGGCUUCUGCAAGCUUCCGAGAGGCGUUUGGAGCUCAGGGAGGCGACGUGUUCCAGAAAAGUGGGAGACAAGACGAUGAGGAACAGCUCAAGUGGGCUGCCAUUGAGAGGCUCCCUACUUACGAUCGGAUGAGGAAAGGCAUCUUGAAGCAAGUGUUGGACAAUGGCAACGUGAUUCAUGAAGAAAUUGAUUUUGGUAACCUUGGAGUCCACAACAAGAAGCAUAUCAUGGACACCAUGUUGAAAGCUCUUGAAGAUGAUAAUGAGAGGUUUCUUUUGAGGCUUAGAGACAGAAUAAAUAGGGUUGGAAUUAAUGUGCCAAAAUGUGAAGUUAGAUUUGAGCAUCUAUCUGUUGAAGGAGAUGCAUUUGCUGGAAGCCGAGCUCUUCCUACUCUUUACAAUUCAACUAUAAACGCCGUUGAGGGAAUUCUUGAUUUCUUGAGGCUUUUCCCAUCCAAAAAGAAGACUGUUAGGAUACUAACCGAUGUUUCUGGAAUAGUGAGGCCAUCAAGAUUGACCCUUCUAUUAGGCCCUCCGAGCUCUGGUAAGACGACGUUGCUGAAGGCGCUUGCUGGGAAGCUAGAACAAGAUCUAAGGGAGAGUGGGAAGGUCACCUAUUGUGGCCAUGAGCUGAGGGAGUUCAUUCCUCAGAGAACUUGUGCCUACAUAAGCCAGCAUGAUCUUCACCAUGGGGAGAUGACAGUGAGGGAGACCUUGGAUUUCUCGAGCCGUUGCUUUGGUGUUGGAGCUAGGUAUGAACUGCUAGCAGAGCUUUCUAGAAGGGAGAAAGAUGCAGGCAUUAAGCCAGAUCCUGAAAUAGAUGCCUUCAUGAAAGCCAUUGCUGUUUCUGGGCAGAGGACUAGUUUGGUGACAGAUUCUGUGCUCAAGGUUCUUGGAAUUGAUAUUUGUGCUGAUACAAUGGUUGGUGAUGAGAUGAGGAGGGGAAUUUCUGGAGGGCAGAAGAAGCGUGUGACGACUGGAGAGAUGUUGGUUGGCCCUGCAAAAGUUUUCUUGAUGGAUGAAAUAUCGACUGGUCUAGACAGCUCCACGACAUAUCAAAUCAUCAAAUACAUGAAGCAAAUGGUCCACAUUAUGGACAUAACCAUGAUCAUCUCCCUCCUCCAACCUGCCCCUGAAACUUUCGAACUUUUUGAUGACAUAAUCUUGCUUUCAGAAGGGCAGAUUGUCUACCAAGGCCCCCGUGAGCACGUUCUUGGUUUCUUUGAGAAUGUGGGAUUCAAAUGCCCAGAGAGGAAAGGAGUAGCCGAUUUCCUACAAGAAGUCACCUCCAAGAAGGAUCAAGAACAGUACUGGUCAAGGAAAAAUGUGCCUUAUGAAUAUGUAUCAGAUUCUGAUUUUGCCUUUCGCUUUCAAUCCUUCCACGUCGGGCAGAAGAUCUUUGGUGAGUUGGGAGUGCCAUACGACAAGAGUAGAGUUCAUCCAGCUGCAUUGGUGAAGGAAAAGUACGGUAUCUCCAACAAAGACCUGUUGAAGGCAUGUCUGUCUAGGGAGUGGCUGCUAAUGCAGCGCAAUUCCUUUGUUUAUAUUUUCAAGACAACGCAGAUCACCAUCAUGGCUCUCUUCACCUUCACGGUGUUCUUCAGAACACAGAUGAAGCAUGGACACAUUGAUAACGGAGGAAAAUUUUACGGUGCCUUGUUUUUCAGCCUCAUCAAUGUCAUGUUCAAUGGGAUGGCUGAGCUUGCAAUGACCAUUUUUAGGCUUCCUGUGUUUUUCAAACAACGGGACGCCUUGUUCUACCCGGCUUGGGCUUUUGCCCUCCCAAUUUGGCUCCUGAGGCUUCCAAUCUCGGUCAUGGAGUCAGGGAUUUGGAUCAUUCUCACAUAUUACACUGUGGGAUAUGCACCUUCUGCUAGUAGGUUCUUUAUGCAGUUCCUGGCGUUUGUGGGCAUCCAUCAGAUGGCAUUAGGCCUCUUUCGUUUCAUAGCAGCGCUUGGAAGAACGCAGGUAGUUGCAAACACUCUAGGAACCUUCACAUUGUUGUUGGUGUUCGUACUUGGUGGAUUCAUCAUUGCCAAAGAUGAUCUUCAACCAUGGAUGAGAUGGGCUUACUAUCUUUCUCCUAUGUCGUAUGGCCAAAACGCGAUUGUCAUAGUAGAAUUUCUCGAUCCUAGAUGGUCUGGGAAAAAUGACGAUGGCAGAUUUGCUGGAAGAACUGUGGGAGAAGAGCUAUUGGCUGGAAGGGGAAUGUUUACCGAACAACACUGGUAUUGGAUUUGUGUUAUUGCACUCUUCGGAUUUUCUCUCUUCUUCAACUUGUGCUUUGUUGCUGCGCUAACAUACUUGAAACCAUUGGGAGAUUCAAAAUCUGGUGGUUCAAUCUUGGAGGAUGAAACUACGAAAAACAGAAUUAGUGCUAAUGGCCAAACAAAUGAAGUGAGAAAUGCUCAAGAACAAGAUACCAAACGCGGGAUGGUGCUUCCUUUCAAACCCUUGUCGCUUUCCUUUGAUAACGUGAACUACUACGUUGAUAUGCCUGCAGAAAUGAAAGGCGAAGGGGUUGAGGAGACACGUCUGCAGCUACUGAGGGGCGUCAGUGGUGCAUUUAGACCAGGAGUUUUGACAGCAUUGAUGGGAGUAAGUGGUGCCGGGAAAACCACAUUGAUGGAUGUUCUAGCCGGAAGGAAAACAGGUGGAUACAUUGAAGGAGACAUCAGAGUUUCAGGUUUCCCAAAGAAUCAAGAAACGUUUGCUCGUGUGAGUGGCUACUGUGAGCAGAAUGACAUCCAUUCCCCACAUGUCACUGUCUAUGAAUCUCUCCUAUAUUCAGCCUGGCUCCGUCUUCCAGCAGAUGUAAACAAGGCAACACGGCAGAUGUUUGUGGAGGAAGUGAUGGACUUAGUUGAGCUGAACUCGUUGAGAAACUCCCUAGUCGGGCUUCCUGGAGUCGAUGGUUUAUCAACAGAACAGAGGAAAAGGCUCACCAUUGCGGUUGAGCUAGUUGCAAAUCCAUCAAUCAUCUUCAUGGAUGAGCCAACGUCGGGCUUGGAUGCUCGAGCUGCAGCCAUUGUCAUGCGUGCUGUGAGGAACACGGUCGAUACAGGGAGAACCGUCGUUUGCACAAUCCAUCAACCAAGCAUAGACAUCUUUGAAUCAUUUGAUGAGCUAUUUUUAAUGAAGAGAGGUGGGCAAGUCAUAUAUGCAGGACCUUUGGGCAGCAACUCUCAACUUCUAGUAGACUACUUUGAGUCUAUUUCCGGAGUUCCUAAAAUCAGACAAGACUACAAUCCAGCUACAUGGAUGCUAGAAGUUAGCUCUGCAGCAGUUGAAUCUCAACUAGACAUGGACUUUGCAGAAAUCUACUCUAACUCUGAUCUCAACAGGAAGAAUCUGGAACUUAUCCAGAAGCUGAGCAAUCCAGAAGCAGGAUCACAUGACCUCUUCUUCCCCACCAAAUACUCACAACCUCUUUUGGUCCAAUUCGUGGCGUGUUUUUGGAAACAAUAUUGGUCUUACUGGAGGAAUCCUCAGUAUAAUGUGAUCAGAUUCUUCAUGACAACAGUGAUUGGCCUUAUAUUCGGCGUCAUCUUCUGGAACAAAGGAACAACAAUGUAUAAAGAACAGGACCUGACGAAUCUUCUAGGAGCAAUGUAUGCAGCAGUGCUAUUCCUAGGUGGAACAAACACAUCUGCAGUUCAAUCGGUUGUGGCCAUAGAGAGAACAGUGUUCUAUCGCGAGAGAGCUGCAGGGAUGUUCUCAGCAUUGCCUUAUGCAUUCGCACAGGUGUCUGUUGAGACAAGCUACAUCGCGGUGCAGACAUUCUUGUACAGCCUUCUCCUGUACUCAAUGAUUGGAUUUGAGUGGGGAGCAACCAAGUUCAUAUGGUUCUACUACUAUGUGUUCAUGUGCUUCGUCUACUUCACCUUCUACGGCAUGAUGCUUGUGGCUCUCACACCUAGCUACCAGAUUGCUGCAAUUCUCAUGUCAUUUUUUCUCAGCUUCUGGAAUCUCUUCUCUGGUUUUCUCAUUCCCAGGAUGUUGAUCCCGGUGUGGUGGAGGUGGUACUACUGGGGCUCUCCGGUGGCAUGGACGAUAUACGGGCUGGUGACGUCACAACUGGGAGACAAGACGGAGCAUGUUCUUGUUCCGGACCAUGGUGAUAUGCCUAUUAAGGACUAUCUUAAAGUUGUCUUAGGUUAUGACUCUGAUUUCCUUGGAUAUGUUGCCUUGGCUCAUGUUGGAUGGGCUUUGCUCUUCUUUGUUGUCUUUGUCUAUGGCAUCAAGGUCUUGAAUUUCCAAAGGAGAUAGCUAUCCAAAGGAUUUAGUGCUUCUAUUGUUUGUAAGAUCCAUCAAAUGUUUUUUUCAUUUCCUUAAUAAAUAACAAGAAUAUUCAGUUAA